Messenger RNA from Armigeres subalbatus, 1581 nucleotides. RefSeq names its product ras-related GTP-binding protein C (gene RagC-D). Gene Ontology annotation, cellular component: lysosome; Gtr1-Gtr2 GTPase complex; nucleus. Gene Ontology annotation, molecular function: GTP binding; GTPase activity. The transcript has 4 exons. Gene Ontology annotation, biological process: negative regulation of autophagy; cellular response to starvation. Lineage: Eukaryota; Metazoa; Arthropoda; Insecta; Diptera; Culicidae. The coding region runs from base 304 to 1479 and encodes 391 amino acids. The record is from RefSeq and is a predicted model, not a curated record.
UAAUUUGGUUAAUAAUUUAUUAUUAAUUUCUAAAGGUACUAGUUAGUACAUAAUCGUUUUUUAUUCAUUAGUGACAUUUAUGUCUUACCGUCCCGUUAAUAGCUUAAACGUCGUAGCGUACAACAUUACGCUUUUUUCAAAUAUUGCUCCCUAAAAUGACAGUACAAAGUUGAUUGCGCUUUAUUAUUCAAAUCAUAGCCCUGUGAAAUUGUUCUGCUGAAUUGUUAUCACUUUUGUGUCCGAUAAGGUGUACGAUCGUGAAAAUUGUAAUUUGAAUAAAAGAGUUUUUAUUCUUUAUACACAAUGAGUUAUCAAGAUGAGGAAGAACAAAUUGGCUAUCAGGUUGGAUCGUUCCCGAAAGAUUUUGGUUACGGAAACUUUGAUCAUGAGGACAAUACCUCUCGUUCGGUCGAAGAUAAACCUCGCAUUCUUCUAAUGGGUCUCCGUAGAUCAGGAAAAAGCUCGAUCCAGAAGGUGGUUUUCCAUAAAAUGUCCCCAAACGAAACAUUAUUUCUGGAGUCGACAAACAAAAUCGUCAAAGAUGACAUAAAUAAUAGCAGCUUUGUGCAGUUUCAAAUCUGGGAUUUCCCGGGACAGAUAGAUUUUUUCGAUCCCACUUUUGAUUCCGACAUAAUAUUUGGUGGCUGUGGAGCAUUAGUUUUUGUGAUUGAUGCUCAAGAUGAAUAUAUCGAAGCCCUGGCCAAACUCAAUCAAACAGUAACUAAGGCACACAAAGUGAAUCCUAGGAUCAAGUUUGAAGUUUUUAUCCAUAAAGUAGACGGCGUUAGUGAUGAUUCAAAAAUGGAGUCACAGAGAAACAUCCAUUCUCGAGCUACGGAUGAUUUGGCUGAUGCUGGAUUAGAAGGUGUUCACCUGAGCUUCCACCUUACAUCUAUUUAUGACCAUUCGAUAUUUGAGGCCUUCUCGAAAGUUGUUCAAAAGCUAAUCCCACAGUUGCCAACGCUUGAAAAUCUGCUCAACAUCUUUAUUUCGAAUUCUGGGAUUGAGAAAGCCUUUCUGUUUGAUGUGGUAUCUAAAAUUUAUAUAGCAACUGAUUGUUCUCCAGUAGAUAUGCAAAGUUAUGAAUUAUGCUGCGAUAUGAUUGACGUUGUCAUAGACCUGUCUUGUAUCUAUGGAUCUAAGGACGAUCCUGAUGUUGCUGCCUUCGAUAACCAUAGCUCCAGCCUUAUCAAAAUGAAUAACAGUACGAUAUUGUAUCUCCGGGAAGUGAACAAAUUUUUAGCUUUGGUUUGCAUCAUACGAGAAGAAAACUUUUCUCGACAAGGAGUGAUAGAUUACAACUUCUUAUGUUUUCGGGAAGCCAUUACGCAAGUGUUCGAGCUCAGACUAAAAAAUCAAAAACUCGAGGCAGCUGAACACAGUCAGGAUCAUGAGAGCGAUUAUCAAGGUUCAAUUCCUUCAAAUGGCAGCGUUUCACAUACACUCGAUCAACAGAUGAGUAAAACAGCUGUUGUUUAAUUUGAUUGAUGAUUGAUUGUUUAAAAUGAGGAGCAAAUCACCUAAAAAUGUAAAAUAUGUUUUUGUUGUAAUGUUGCAUGAAUAAAGAAUUGAUUCAAUUAA